Messenger RNA from Angiostrongylus costaricensis, 651 nucleotides. NCBI's taxonomy places the organism in Eukaryota, Metazoa, Nematoda, Chromadorea, Rhabditida, Metastrongylidae. The record is from the annotation of a GenBank genome assembly.
AUGCCAUUUCGUCUUGAAAACUUGAACAGCACUAGGUCCAAACAUGAUAAGAUCAGAAAACCCGAAGAACCUUUCGCCAGUCCUUAUAAACACAUUGCGCUCAACGGAACGAAUAUCUUCGAAUGCUCCAGUUGUAUCUAUCUAGGUCGGGAAAUCAAUAUGAUGAACGACUUAGCUCCAGAGCUGAGCAGAAGGAAACGAGCGGCUUGGGGAGCUUUCAAGAGCAUCGAGGAUGUAGUGAAGAGAACAAUGAACACCCGACUCUGUGCCCACAUUUUUGACUCAACGGUACUUCCUGCCCUAACGUAUGCGUCUGAAACCUGGUCACUGCUUAAGCAGGAUGAAAGGUCACUCAGCGUUAUCGAACGCGCAGUCGAAAGGACGAUGAUAGGAGUAUCCCGUUCUACACAAUUAAAGGAUGGGAUCCGAAGCUCCGAUCUGCGUCAACGAUCAAAAAUCAAAGAUGCCGUUCCGUACGCCAAACAGUCGAAGAUAAGGUGGGCCGGACACGUAAUGGGUACUAAUCACAAGCGUUGGACAAGAGCCGUUAGUGACUGGAUUCUUCGGAAUGUCAAGCGCACUGCAGGAAGACCACCGACCCGAUGGUCAGAGUUCUUCACGAAGAGCUUAGAAGAAAGAUAUGAUUCUUGA